GUCGCAUCUGCAGCCCCCGGUGCUGCCGCGUCCCAACAUGUCGCAAACCGAAGGCCCUCCGCACGCCGAUUCGAUUAGCAGCCAGGACCCUCACGCCGAGGAUAGCAAGAAGACAAAGAGCAGGAGGCCGGCGAAUACCGCUUUCCGCCAACAGCGCCUCAAGGCAUGGCAGCCCAUUCUCACCCCCAAGACGGUGCUUCCGCUCUUCUUCGUCAUUGGCGUCAUAUUCGCGCCCAUCGGCGGCCUGUUGAUCUGGGCGAGCGCGCAGGUCGAGGAGAUCUCCAUUGACUAUUCUGAUUGCGCCGGAAAGGCCCCCAGCAGCUCCUUUGGCAGCGGCAACAAGACCUACCCGCCCUUGACCAGCGACUUUGAACAGGUCCCCAACAGCAGGGUGUCGAGCUACUUCAAGACCAACAACGGCACCGGCACGCCCCCGACCUGGGCGCACAGUGUCAACACCUUCAACUACUCCGAAAAGGUCCGCAUCCCGACGACCGUCUGCUCCAUCCAAUUCGACAUCCCCAACGACAUUGGCCCGCCCGUCCUCUUCUACUACCGCCUCACCAACUUCUACCAGAACCACCGUCGUUAUGUCAAGUCCGAGGAUCCGGACCAGCUUAAAGGAACGUUCCGGAGCAACUCGUCCAUUGCAAACAGCGAUUGUGACCCGCUCAAGGUGAACGGCGACACCGGAAAGGCGUACUAUCCCUGCGGUCUUAUUGCCAAUUCUCUGUUCAACGACACCUUUAUGCCUCCCACGUUCCUGAACCCCGGGAAAGGCGACAGCCCCGUGUACAACAUGACCGAGAAGGGCAUUGCCUGGGAAAGCGAUAAGGAAUUGUACAAGAAGACGGCGUACAACCGGUUCCAGGUCGAGCCGCCACCGAACUGGCGCAAGCGCUACCCCGACGGCUACACCGAGGAUCGCCCCCUGCCUGACUUGCAUAACGACGAGCGAUUCCAGGUCUGGAUGCGGACCGCCGGCCUGCCUACGUUCAGCAAGUUGGCUAUGAGAAACGAUAAUGAGACAAUGCGGGCUGGACGCUACCAGAUGGACAUCUACGACAACUUCGAUGUCACCGCCUACGAUGGUACAAAGUCAAUUCUUAUCUCCACGCGCACAGUUAUGGGUGGCAAAAACCCAUUCCUUGGCAUUGCUUACGUGGUGGUCGGUGGCAUCUGCAUAUUACUGGGGACGCUCUUCACGGCCACGCACCUCAUCAAGCCUAGAAAACUCGGUGACCACACGUAUCUCACCUGGAAUAACGAGCAGCCCAGCACGGCAACUGCUACCGGCAGGAGCCUGAGACCAGGGGAAUAGG
Messenger RNA from Aplosporella prunicola CBS 121167, 1322 nucleotides. RefSeq lists its product as uncharacterized. Gene Ontology annotation, cellular component: plasma membrane; endoplasmic reticulum; Golgi apparatus. The record is from RefSeq and is a predicted model, not a curated record. The transcript is spliced from 6 exons. Bases 38 to 1321 code for a protein of 427 amino acids. Lineage: Eukaryota; Fungi; Ascomycota; Dothideomycetes; Botryosphaeriales; Aplosporellaceae.